AAUGAAAUAACCAUCAUACCGAUGCACAGAAAAGUUAUGGAAACCAAUAGUAAGACCUCCAAGACAUAAUUAUGCAUUGAAAGAUAUGGGAAAUGAGAUUUUCAUGGUUUUAGAUACUGUAACUAAAAGAAUAGACUUUGAAAUUUAAAAUUCUCGAGGAUUGAUAUUGUAAUGCAGGUAUUUAGUCUAAUUAUUAAUAAGUUUGUUUGAGCCAAUAAGAAUGUAAGAUAAACCACAUACAUGUAUGAUAUAUUUACAUGGGAAUUCAAGUAGUAGAGUAGAGGCAUUAACUAUUAUAGAAUAUUUAUUACCUAAUAACAUUUCUGUUUGUGGAAUUGAUUUAUCUGGUAUGUUAUUUUAAUAAAAAUAAUAUAGGUUCAGGUUAAUCAUAAGGUGAAUACAUUUCUUUAGGAUAUUAUGAAUCAAGAGAUGUUAAUGAUUUAUAUGAAUAUUUAAGAUUAAAUAAAGUAAGUGAACUUCAUAAUUAUAAGUAUAACAGCCUUUAAUAACUUAAAUUGGAUUGUGGGGCAGAUCUAUGGGUUCAGUGACUGCUAUUAUUGCAGCAACACUUAAUAAAAAUUUCAAGGUUUUAGUAUGUGAUAGUCCUUUCUCUAAUUUAACUCAUCUAUGUUAAGAAUUAGCAUCAAAUAGUUAUAAUAUACCAACUUGUUGCUUUAGUUGUUUUUGGUGUUUAGUCAAAGCAAAAAUAAGAAAAGAGGCCAAAUUUAAUAUUGAUGAUCUCAAUAUCUCAUAAAUCAUUCAAAGUAAUUUAUACAUCUAUUUCAAAUAUUAGCCUUAUCUACUGAUGUUUCUAUUGUCUUCUUAUCUGCAAAAUAAGAUCAAUUAAUAUUAGAAAAACAUCCCAAAAUUCUAAUGGAAAAAUUCAGAGGAAUUAAAUAAUUAAAAUAAUUUGAAGGCACACAUAAUUCUAAAAGACCUUUAGAUGUUAUGAAGGAAACUGUCUAAUUUAUCAUUUUUUAAUUUGAUAAAAAUUAAUGGAAUUAAAAUUCAAGUUUAAGAGAUACUAAGAUUUCUAAUAACACUAAAGAUUAAUUUCCUAUUCCUGAUGUAGAUGCUCCCCUUUUACAUUCAGAAAAACCUUAUAUUUGUAAAUCGGGAAAGUGAAAGCUAUCCAAAUAAUAAGUGAU
Messenger RNA from Paramecium sonneborni, 1148 nucleotides. The record is from the annotation of a GenBank genome assembly. Lineage: Eukaryota; Ciliophora; Oligohymenophorea; Peniculida; Parameciidae.